Pipistrellus kuhlii (Kuhl's pipistrelle) is the source of this 1403-nucleotide messenger RNA. RefSeq names its product WD repeat domain 53 (gene WDR53). Lineage: Eukaryota; Metazoa; Chordata; Mammalia; Chiroptera; Vespertilionidae. Gene Ontology annotation, molecular function: protein binding. The transcript has 4 exons. The record is from RefSeq and is a predicted model, not a curated record. The coding region runs from base 307 to 1380 and encodes 357 amino acids.
AGGAGUUCGGCGCCGGUGGGCUCGAGAUUGGCCUGCCGCGCCUUUUCCCUCUUUUGGGUCUCGUGGUCCACGUGGGCUUCCCCGGGCUUCUCUUCCUGCUAGCCUUCUCUGUGUCAGCGAGGUCCCCGGGGCUGGCGCCACCUUAACGCAGGAAGCUUCCCUCGCCGGGCCAGCCCCUCCCUGGCUCCGUCGCCUUGGCCGAAUUGAUCUUCGUUCUUUACCUUCGGCAGCCACGGUGGUCUCUUCCUGGUUCGGCUCUCUUCAGUACGUGGACCCAGCGUGCGUUCGGAAAUCUUUUCAGCCAUUAUGGCUGUCAAGUGGAUUGGUGGACAUUCUUCUCCUAUUCUCUGCCUGAAUGCAAGUUCAGAAGGACUAGUGGCUUCUGGAGCAGAGGGUGGAGAUCUCGUGACUUGGGGUGAAGAUGGGACUCCAUUGGGACAUACACGCUUAGAAGGGGCCAACGACGUUACCUGUGUCUUAUUCUCUCCCUCCUGCCCCACCAAGCUCUAUGCCUCGCAUGGGGAAACUAUUAGCAUACUGGAUGUCAGAUCCCUCAAGGGUUCCCUGGACCAUUUUCAUGUGAAUGAAGAAGAAAUAAAUUGCCUUUCAUUGAAUGAAACUGAAAACCUGCUGGCUUCUGCUGAUGAUUCCGGAGCAAUCAAAAUCCUAGAUUUGGAAAAUAAGAAAGUUAGCAGAUCGCUAAAGAGACAUUCCAACAUCUGUUCUUCUGUGGCUUUUCGGCCUCAAAGGCCUCAGAGCCUGGUGUCAUGUGGACUGGAUAUGCAGGUGAUGCUGUGGAACCUUCAGAAAGCCCGGCCACUCUGGGUUACAAAUUUACAGGAGGAUGAAACAGAAGCAAUGGAGAGCCCGCAGUCACCGGGGCAGCUCUUAAACCCUGCUCUAGCCCAUUCUGUGUCCGUGGCAGCAUGCGGCAAUAUUUUUAGUUGUGGUGCAGAAGACGGAAAGAUUCGAAUCUUCAGGGUAAUGGGAGUCAAAUGUGAACAAGAAUUGGGAUUUAAGGGCCACACUUUGGGAGUAUCCCAGGUCUGCUUUCUGCCAGAAUCUUAUUUGCUGCUUACUGGAGGGAAUGAUGGGAAGGUAAUGAUGUGGGAUGUAAGCAGUGAAGUUGAGAAAAAACAGAAGAGUCCUACAAAACAUACCCACAGAAAAAGCACUAAAAGAGCAACUUAUACCAACCAGGAUGGAAACACUAAUACUUCAGUGACACAUGAGGAACAGGGCAAAAUUUUACCAAAGCUAAGUAUUGAACAUGGAGAAAAAGUGAACUGGCUCUUGAGUACAAAAAUAAAGGGUUGCCAAAAUAUAUUAGUAGCUGAUCAAACUAGUUGUAUAUCUGUGUAUCCAUUAAAUGAAUUUUAAAUCCAAUAAAAACAUUUGAAUAA